Messenger RNA from Mauremys reevesii (Reeves's turtle), 1862 nucleotides. RefSeq names its product zinc finger protein 501-like. The coding region runs from base 19 to 1566 and encodes 515 amino acids. The transcript is spliced from 3 exons. The record is from RefSeq and is a predicted model, not a curated record. NCBI's taxonomy places the organism in Eukaryota, Metazoa, Chordata, Testudines, Geoemydidae. Gene Ontology annotation, biological process: regulation of DNA-templated transcription.
GCUCUCUACAGGGAUGUCAUGCGGGAGAACUAUGAGACAGUGACCUCGCUGGGAUUUCCCAUUCCCAAACCUGAGCUGAUCUCCCGCCUGGAACGAGGGGAAGAGCCGUGGGUCCCGGAUCUCCAGGUCUGCGAGGAAAGAGAGCGCCUGAGAGGCAAUCGCACAGGUGCUGAACGAGGGAGUGAAAACAAGGAGGAGAAUCAUCAUGAGGAGGUUCCUGAGGAAGUGGAACCACAGGGGACCUUUGUGGGAAGAGUAGAAGGGAAUUUUUCCCAGUGCUGGGAACAGGGAGAAGCCUGGGGAAAUUGGCAGAAGUCAGAGAAGCUGCUGGGGAACCACCCAAGAAAUAAACUGGAUGAAUCUAUUAAAUGUGGGAUAGGAGACAAGGAUCCCACAACUCAGCAGACAAAUUCCAAGGAAGACAAACGCUAUGAAUGCCUCGGUUUUGGGGAAGGAUUCAUUGUGAGAUCACAGCUUGUUACACAUCAGACAAUCCAUACUGGAGAGAAACCCCUUCAAUGCUUGGACUGUGGGGAAAGGUUCAAUAAUCGCUCAGCCCUGAAUAACCAUGGGAGAAGCCACAGAAGAGAGAAACCCUCUCAAUGCCUUGAGUGUGGAAAAUGUUUCAUUUGGAAGUCAGAACUAAUUAGACAUCAGCUAAGCCACACAGGAGAGAGACCCCAUAAGUGCUUCGACUGUGGGAGAAGUUUCAAACAGAGGUCAGACCUUGUUAAUCAUCAGGCAAUCCACACAGGAGAGAGACCCCAUAAGUGCUUGGACUGUGGGAAAAGUUUCAUACGGAGGUCAAUCCUUGUUAAUCAUCAGAGAAUCCACACAGGGGAGAGACCCCACAAGUGCAUGGACUGUGGGAAAAGUUUCACAUGGAGGUCAGACCUUAUUAAACAUGAGAGAAUCCACACAGGAGAGAGACCUCACAAGUGCUUGGACUGUGGGAAAAGUUUCAGUCGGAGGUCAGCUCUUUUAAAACAUCAAGCGUUACACACAGGAGAGAGACCGCAUAAGUGCGUGGACUGUGGAAAAAGUUUUAUACAGAGGUCAGACCUUGUUAAACAUCAGGCAAUCCACACCGGAGAGAGACCCCAUAAUUGUUUAGAUUGUGGGAAAAGUUUCAUGCGGAGGUCAGACCUUGUUAAACAUCAGGCAAUCCACACUGGAGAGAGACCCCAUAAGUGUGUGGACUGUGGAAAAAGUUUCAUACAGAGGUCAGACCUUCUUAAACAUCAGAGAAUCCACACAGGAGAGCGAUCCCACAAGUGUUUAGUCUGUGGAAAAGGUUUCAUAUGUAGGUCACACCUCAUUAAACAUCAUAGAAUCCACACAGGAGAGAGACCUCACAAGUGCUUAGACUGUGGGAAAUGUUUCAUACAGAGAUCAAACCUUGUUAGACAUCAGUCAAUCCACACAGGGGAGAGACCCCACAAGUGGUUGGACUGUGAGGAAAUUUCACGCAGAGAUCACACCUCAUUAAACAUGAGAGAAUCCACACAGGAUCUUAACUUCUCUGACACAGAGACAGAAAGUGUUAAGGAAAUAGCAUGUAAUUGACCUAGAUUCAACCUUUAGAGACAUGUUAGAAAAGUGUGUCCUCCUCAGAUAAACUAGAGCUUCAAGAGGUAACCGUGUAUUGUUAAAGACAUGGAAGAAGAUGGUAACUGUAGUAAUGUUUGUUUAGCUGUAUCUUGUUAGAGGUUAACAAUGGAAAUAAACAGUUCCUGUCUAGGGCUGUAUUCUGUGAAUUCAAAGAUCAAAAGAGAAUAUUAACAUUUAGACAAAACUUGGCUGUAAUAAUGUCAUUGUUUGUCUCCUGAAAGUUUGUUGAUAAACUUGUCUAUGAACUGCUU